ACGAGAUGGAGAGUGAUUACCAACGUGUAUAGUUUGAAUUAUAAAAAAGGAGAGAAAUAAGACAAUCUACCAGUAAACUCUUUCCCCGAGAAGAGAAGCGAGAAGGAGUCAUCAACACUUGAGCCUGAUCAACUAUUGUCCCGUCAUAAUAGUUUACUAUAUACACAUACUUCAUAAGGGGAAACACACAUUCGCACCAACCGUAAAGCAAACGCAUGCGCAAAGAUGAUUUGCGUAUUUCUUUGGCUGAAUUCACUUUUGGCAUGUUCCUUGAUGACGUCAGCCAUUCCACUUGAAGCCACCCCAUCCCGUGUGUCCAAUCACAGGACAAGCUCACAAGACAACACUGACUUCCAGCCAGAUAUUCAAAAGAGACAUGACGAAGACCACGUGACGCUGUCUCCGGACUCUGAUUCGUCGGCUGCACAAUACGGCGCACAUCGUAUUGAUAGGACAGUACUAUUUCCACACGACACCACGUGGUGUGUGGCACGCCCCAUCAGUCAGGUGAUCGAGAGCCCCGGAUGCACGGCAGUAACGAUUCCAAAUAAGAUAUGUGCCGGGCAGUGUUACAGUUUUAGCGUUCCCAAGAUUUUUCCUCACGAUAUUCGAUCAGACUUCAAGUCAUGUGAUUGUUGUCAGCCUUCCAGGGCUACAUGGGCAACGAUCCAACUACCGUGCAAUAAUGCUGAAAACAAUGCUCGCUACAAACGUGUUGAAAUCGUGGAACAAUGUGAGUGCAUGCCGUGUUCGUCGGCCACCUCGACGACGUCAUGGAGCACCACGUCGACCACCAUCAACGAAACAGACUCUUCUUCGUCUUAUGUCGAAAGCUCCAGCAUUCUUAGAAAUUGAAAUUACGACACCCCCGCUCCUGCCCCUGUAAUGAUUGCAGGCCCAUUCAAGGGCCCAUAUUCAUGCUCAUGAAACCUCAAGAAGUCGAGUAAUCUCCAAGCUGUGUACUUCGCAAUAUGUAAGAAGGUGAUCACUGGAAUUAUUCAGGUUUUUGUGAACAUGGGCCCAACAUGCUCAACGAAAAUCGAGGUCGAUCGAAUUCCUAUGGAAGUCCGUUCAUCUCACUUAAAGAGAGUUUUACACCGCGGCGCAGAGCGGAUCCAAGAACGCAGUAAAUGUAUAUACCGGCCCAUUGACAAAGAACAGCUGGAAGGUCUUAGUCGAAAAUGGUGAACUGGAACACCAGCUACGUCCUUAGUUUCGGAGCUGACGAAAAUUUGCAAACUUCUGGCGGUUCAUUGUCAUUAAGGGCAUUUGGUAAUGCAUUUUCUAUGUUGAUGGAAAAAAUAAAUCUAUUCAUCUGGAUUUACUUGUUGAAGCAGAGGACAGUUUCACGUCCGAUCCGGGACGCUUCUUCAGCUCU
Lytechinus variegatus (green sea urchin) is the source of this 1378-nucleotide messenger RNA. Its product is annotated as neuroblastoma suppressor of tumorigenicity 1-like. Gene Ontology annotation, molecular function: BMP binding; receptor ligand activity. The record is from RefSeq and is a predicted model, not a curated record. Gene Ontology annotation, biological process: animal organ morphogenesis. The coding region runs from base 226 to 855 and encodes 209 amino acids. NCBI's taxonomy places the organism in Eukaryota, Metazoa, Echinodermata, Echinoidea, Temnopleuroida, Toxopneustidae. The transcript is spliced from 4 exons.